Molecule: messenger RNA, 1617 nt
Organism: Hibiscus syriacus
Lineage: Eukaryota; Viridiplantae; Streptophyta; Magnoliopsida; Malvales; Malvaceae
Product: alpha/beta hydrolase domain-containing protein 17B-like
Exons: 5
Coding region: 339-1481 (380 amino acids)
Source: RefSeq, a predicted model, not a curated record
AAAACUCUUUGAUCCAAUCAUCCUGCAGAAUCUAAUCCAAUUAAAAGUUAAGAGAGAGAAAAAAAUGAAUAUUUUUCACAAAUCUAGCUAGGCAAAAUCUCAACUUCUUUGUACCUCCUACGUUCUCCCCCCACCACUGCUUCAGCAUCGUAAGUAAAGACACCCCAUUAAAGUCCAUCUACUGCUAAGAGCUUUUUCCUUCACUGUUUCCUUACCUAAAUAGUACUGAAAGACCCCACUUUUAUUUUCCCUUUCCUUUUUCUGUCAUGCACUCAAGCUUGUUCCUUUUUCAAUGAGUUGGGAUUAUCUUAGCUCUUCUUCUUCUUCUCGGGGGGUGAAUGGGGUGUGUGUUGUCUCAGUUGGCUGCAAAGUUUGCUUUUUUCCCACCAUCUCCACCUACUUAUCAGGUUAAGAAGUGUGACAAUGGGAAACUCACGGUGCUUUCUUCUUCUUCGACCCCUGCUCCCGUCGCCGAUGAUCCUUCUUUGGAUGUGCUUUUAAUCGACAACAGACGUGGGAACAAGAUUGUUGGUUUUUACUUGAGAAACCCAUAUGCACGCCUCACUGUGCUGUAUUCUCAUGGCAAUGCUGCUGACCUUGGCCAACUCUAUGACCUCUUUGUACAGCUCAAGGUCAACCUCAGAGUCAAUCUCAUGGGGUAUGACUAUUCUGGCUAUGGAGCAUCUACUGGGAAGCCAAGUGAAUCGAACACUUAUGCUGAUAUAGAGGCGGUGUAUCAGUGUCUUCAGACCGAGUACGGAGUUAGUCAGGAAGACUUGAUUUUAUAUGGACAGUCAGUUGGAAGUGGACCGACGUUGCAUUUGGCAGCUAAGCUACCGAGGCUAAGAGGUGUAGUUUUGCAUAGCGGCAUUCUUUCUGGCCUUCGUGUGCUCUGCCAUGUCAAGUUCUCAUUCUGCUACGACAUUUAUCAGAACAUCAAUAAGAUUCGGAAGGUGAAGUGUCCUGUACUUGUAAUACAUGGCACGGACGAUGAUGUUGUCAAUUGGCUGCAUGGAAAUGGACUUUGGAAAAUGGCAAGGGAACCAUACGAGCCUUUGUGGAUCAAAGGAGGUGGUCACUGCAACUUGGAGCUAUACCCUGAUUACAUUCGCCAUCUUUGCAAGUUCGUUUCUGAAAUGGAGAACACGACAACAGCAAUUCGCCUUAAAAGGAUUCGGCAGAGUCUCGGUUUACCGGCAAGGUCAAAUGGCAACUCGGUUACCAGUGAGAAGUGCUGUAAGAUUAAAUUAUGCCAACCUAAAUGCCCCGAAUUUCCAAAACCAAGAUGCAGAUGCCAACCUAAAUGCCCCGAAUGUCUGAAACCAAGAUGCAGAUGCUGCAGGUGGCCGAAGUCGUUUUGUUGUUGGAAACCGGAAUGGCCAAAAUGCCGGUUGGGUUGUUCCUGCUGCAGCUUCAAAUGUUCAGAGUGGAGAUGUUGUGUGGGUAUACAUAAAGUGUUAAAUGGUAAACAAGAGGGCUAAUGGUGAUACUGUGCUCUGUAUAGAUUUGGUGAAUUUGUUAACAGCACCCCCACUAAGCAAGAGCAAUAUGAGAUCUAGGGCAGUAAUUGAUCGAAUGUUUUCAUCAUAUUGGGGAUUUUAAGAUUGUGAUUUUAGU